Mandrillus leucophaeus (drill) is the source of this 1659-nucleotide messenger RNA. Its product is annotated as sialic acid-binding Ig-like lectin 8. Gene Ontology annotation, molecular function: sialic acid binding. Lineage: Eukaryota; Metazoa; Chordata; Mammalia; Primates; Cercopithecidae. The transcript has 7 exons. Gene Ontology annotation, biological process: cell adhesion. Bases 62 to 1492 code for a protein of 476 amino acids. The record is from RefSeq and is a predicted model, not a curated record. Gene Ontology annotation, cellular component: plasma membrane.
UGAGAGAAGAGCCCUGAGGAACAGACGUUCCCUGGCGGCCCUGGCACCUCCAACCCCAGACAUGCUGCUGCUGCUGCUGCUGCCCCUGCUCUGGGGGACACAGGGGAUGGAGGGAGACAGAAAAUAUGGGGAUGGUUACUUGCUUCAAGUGCAGGAACUGGUGACGGUGCAGGAGGGCCUGUGUGUCCAUGUGCCCUGCUCCUUCUCCUAUCCCCAGGAUGACUGGACUUACUCUGACCCAGUUCACGGCUACUGGUUCCGGGCAGGAGACAGACCAAACCAAGAGGCUCCAGUGGCCACAAACAACCCAGACACAGAGGUGCAGGCGGAGACCCAGGGCCGAUUCCAACUCCUUGGGGACCGAUGGAGCAAUGACUGCUCCCUGAGCAUCAACGACGCCAGGAAGGGGGACGAGGGGUCAUAUUUCUUUCGGCUAGAGAGAGGACGCAUGAAAUGGAGUUAUAAGUCACAGUUGAAUUACAAAGCUAAGCAGCUGUCUGUGUUUGUGACAGCCUUGACCCAGAGGCCUGACAUCCUCAUCCAAGGGACCCUAGAGUCUGGCCACCCCAGGAACCUGACCUGCUCUGUGCCCUGGGCCUGUGAGCAGAGGAUGCCCCCCAUGAUCUCCUGGAUUGGGACCUCCGUGUCCUCCCUGGGCCCCACUACUGCCCGCUUCUCAGUGCUCACCCUUAUCCCAAAGCCCCAGGACCACGGCACCAGCCUCACCUGUCAGGUGACCUUGCCUGGGACGGGUGUGACCAAGACCAGGACCGUCCAACUCGAUGUGUCCUACCCUCCUUGGAACUUGACCGUGACUGUCUUCCAAGGAGAUGACACAGCAUCCACAGCCCUGGGAAAUGGCUCAUCUCUUUCAGUCCUGGAGGGGCAGUCUCUGCGCCUGGUCUGUGCUGUCGACAGCAAUCCCCCUGCCAGGCUGAGCUGGACCCGAGGGAGCCUGACCCUGUGCCCCUCACAGCCCUGGAACCCUGGGCUGCUGGAGCUGCUGCGAGUGCAUGUGAAGGAUGAAGGGGAAUUCACUUGCCAAGCUGAGAACCCUCGGGGCUCCCAGCACAUUUCCCUGAGCCUCUCCCUGCAGAAUGAGGGCACAGGCACUGCAAGGCCUGUAUCAGAAGUGACACUGGCGGCAGUUGGGGGAGCUGGAGCCACAGCCCUCGCCUUCCUGUCCUUCUGCGUCAUCUUCAUCAUAGUGAGGUCCUGCAGGAAGAAAUCAGCAAGGCCAGCAGCGGGCGUGGGGGAUACAGACAUGGAAGGUGCGAAGGCCGUCAGGGGCUCAGCCUCUCAGAGACCCCUGACUGAAUCCUGGACAGAGGGCAGUCCUCCAAAGAAGCCUCCCCUAGCUGUUGCCCACUCAUCAGGGGAGGAAGGAGAGCUCCAGUAUGCAACCCUCAGCUUCCAUAAAGUGAAGCAUCAGCACCCGCAGAGACAAGAGGCCACUGACAGUGAGUACUCGGAGAUCAAGAUUCACAAGUGAGAAUCUGCAGAGACUCGGGCCUAUUUCUGGAAUCACAACCCCUCCAGCAAAGAAGUCAGAGGCUGAUUCUCAUAGAACAAGAGCCCUCUAGAGCCCCAUGGUAUGCAGUAGGUCACCAGGGCUCCCUCCUCCUGUCUACCCAAACUUGGACCAACAUCUCCCCUUUC